GUUCGGAGUUUUCAUUUAACCGUGCGAUUUCUGACAAAAGUCACACUGGUAAACCGAACAGUCUACUCGAGGGAGAAAAAUGAUUUAUCGCCUUUGAAAUCCCCGCCGCAUAUCAGCAGUGAAAUAGGACAAAUAGAUUGUUCAGAGUUUUCACUUCGCAAUAUUUUUCCGACCCUUAAUCUGGAUAAUAUCGAACAAUUACCGUUAGAUCAACAUCAAGAAUUGGAUCACUUAUUUUCCUACAUAUUUGAAAUGGUUUUGAAAAACCCACAAAACUAUGAAUGUUGGGUAAAAUUUUGUGCCAAAAAUGUCUCACAAGAAGGCAAAACAACCUUUAUCGCCGUUAUGAUAAAAGCUUUUAAAAAAUAUUUCCAACAAGUUUUUUUCGAUGAGGCAUCAAAUUUUCAAGUUGAAGAAGGAAAGAAAGGAUUUUGCCGGUUAUUUUCGCUACUAAUGAAUAGAAUAAGCUUUAGAAAUACAGCUGCGUGUAUAUUAUUGAAUAAUAUAAUGGAAACGUUAUUGAUCCACCGUAAAAUCGAUUUUUUAAAGGAAAUAUACGAUCAUUCAAGUGGGAAAAUAGCUAAAUUGAAGUGUGAGCUUUUUGCGCGGGCCGGUUCCUUAUUAAAAAACGGUCAAUUAAAGGAUGAAAACCGAAAGAUGUUAAUCAAAGUAAUAAUAGAUUUUAAUAAAAGAGUGGAAAGAGUUGGUUAUGAAAUUUACUCUGAAUUGGCAUAUGAGACACGUCUUGCUCGUAUAAAACGUAAGCACUGAUUUGAUUUCGUUUUAAGGAUGGGAGAUGAGAAAUAUUAAAUAAGUACAUAAUACAUCGGUAAAUUAAAGAAAUAUGUACUAAUUCAUAAUUGUGAUAGACCUGUAUACUACUUAGGUAGGCUAGAGUUAUGUAAAUUAUUUGAGGAGCUUGGUUACAAAGUUAGACAAACGCCACAAGGUUGAUUUUGAGAAAAUCUAUGUUUUUUGUUACAAAAAUAUACAGCAUUGUAAAGGUGGGGGAUUUUUGACAAAUUGUAGUGAUGAUACUGAGUAACAAAAAUACAAAAAAAUAUCCUUCCACCAUCACCCCCCACCACUAAUAAAAAGAACCUGAAAAUGCACUUGUCUGAUUUUGAAACCAAGAUGAAGAUAAUUUGAAAUGGAAGCUGUCUAGAUCAGUUAGGUUUUGAUACGUAUAGGAUUUUUAACCCUCUUUCCACUUCUGAGGUCCCUCAGUUUCAAAAUAGUACAUAAAAAGUCAAAAAACGCGAUCAAAGUUGCGCCUUAGUUUCAAACACGGACAUGUGAACUUUAUCUUAGUUUCAAAAUGAGACAUAUCCUAUCAUCUUAGUUUCAAAAACAGACAUAUCCUGGAUAUGUCUGUUUUUGAAACUAAGACAAUUUGCACUCAUGUCUGUGUUUGAAACUAAGGCAAAACUUUGAGCGCGUUUUUUACCCUUUUAUGUACUAUAUUGAAAAUAACAGACCUCGGCAAUGAAAAGAGCGUUAAAAAUCCUAUAAGAAUCAAUAUCUAACUCGAUUUUUGUAGAAGUGGCGUUUGUCUAACUUUGUAACCAACCUCCUCAUUUUAAUGUGAUUGAAAAUUGCAUAGGUAGGUAUCUAGGUAAUACGUAUACGUAUUCUUGCAUUGUUCGCGUUUUAUUUAUAGUAAGUACGUAUUAUGGUAUGUAUUCGCUUUCAUGAACGUUUCUAAAUUACGAGUAGAUAUGUAGGUACCUAUUUUAUUUGUCAAUAGCUUAGUAUUUUUUAUACCUAC
Molecule: messenger RNA, 1768 nt
Organism: Planococcus citri (citrus mealybug)
Lineage: Eukaryota; Metazoa; Arthropoda; Insecta; Hemiptera; Pseudococcidae
Exons: 6
Coding region: 253-771 (172 amino acids)
Source: RefSeq, a predicted model, not a curated record